ACUCGAGAUUGGACCUCGGGCCUUGUGGCUGUCUUCGGGCCCCGGAGCCGGCCUGAGCUACAUGCUUCCCCUGCAGGGCGCGCUGGGAGCGAGCUCUAUCCCCAAAGCCCAUUUCCAAGUCCCGGGUACGACUACGACGCUGGGCAGGUCACCCCACCCUCACCCCCUUCGGCGGCCAGAGCGCCUCUGCUGAGAGCUGACGACCCCGGCCUGACCCCAGGCCCCACCGCCUAGUCCCGGCUCCCGCCCUUCCUCCAGGGGCAGGGGUCACACACAGCGGACGCCCCGUUCUCAGCUGCCCCUUUGAUCUCUGAAUUAGGGAGCCGGCGUGUCCGCUAGGGCGUCUUCUGCUAUGGGCACUGGGACCCCUUUACUGCUUCGGGAAAGAGCCCCGACCGCAAGUGGGAAGGCCUAGACUGCCCGUGUCCCUGCUCCCCAGCUCUGCGACCACCAGCCAGGCUCUCAGCCCCGGGGCUUCCAGGCUCGGGUUUUGAGGGAGGGGCCCGGCCUUUAGGCCCGCAGACCCGCCACCGCGCGUGCUCACGCGCUGGCCGCGAGCCCCUAGGUGCAGGCUUGGGCGGCUCCGGCCCGCGUACUAGUCCAGGCGCCGGCGGCCUCGCGCUCCCCAAGCUUCUGCUCCGGCGGAGAGCUGGGGCGGGACUGAACCACUGUGGCUCAUUACAGUAUCCUCUCGCCGUCAGCAGCCCCAGCCACCCUAAUGUGCCAGUGCGCUGAGGCGCACGCAGAGACUGGUGCGGCAGCCCUCGAGCCGAAGGAAAGCGAGCAAAGCUGGUUGGGGAACUGUGACACGCAACUGAAGUUGGGGCUGCACCGACUCCCUCCGCUUUGGGGGAGCCACGGGCCCGGGCAAGCCUGGGAGGAGGCUGAACAGCCCGAGGCCCGAGCGGGAGUGGCGGGCCGCGAGCAGGAGAAUGUAUAUUUGGAAGGGGUCAGGACCUCGGCUGGAGUCUGGCUUUUUAUGGCGAGGAAGCUGACUGGGAAGGGCCUUCUGGCGAGGCUUUCCUGUUGUGCCACUUUUCCCCGGCAGCGCCGGGCCCAGGGAACGCGGGGCUGCAGCGGGGCGGGGGAGGGGGCUUUACCCCGCGGCUCCGAGGACUCGACUCUGGGGUCGGGCCUGGCGGAUAGGCCCGCCCAGGAGCCAGCUGGCAAAUGCAGCGGACUGUCACGUUAUUCCGCAGCCACCAAACACUUACUGUAAAUCGCUGUCCUGCGCCUCCGGGAGAAUCCGUCGAACCUGAGAGGGGAGAGAGGGUGGGGGUGGGCUCGCAGGAAGCCCCACAGGCAGCAGGGACUGCUGACCCAGGACGUCAACCGCUCGAGUUCUCUCUGGGAAUUUCUAGCACCCAGACUUCCCUGACAGUGGGAAUCACGGUGGGGCCUCUUCCUCCUAAGGUCUCCCGGGGACGACCGGCGCGCCACCCUCGCCUCUGGGUUAGCGCACACACCUCGCGUUAACCAGCACAGCCAUUGUGAGGCCCGCAUAUCCUUAGCGGGUGAUAAUAAUAAAAAUCACUGGAUUCACGAGGAAGCCUCUGGCCCCGGCUCCGCAGACGCUGCUGUCCAGCUGCGGAAAGACCCCGCGGCCGGGCCCGACCCGCGAGUGAACCCCGGGCUGCGGACCCAGCCGGGCCUACUGGACUGCCGCGUCCCCAGCGCGCUGGCGCGGGGCUCCUGGGACAGGCCUCGCAAGGCCCUCCUGAGCACGGUCUGGGACGCCGAUUUUGCCAACUUGGAGGACAAUUUUUGUUUUCUCUCUACCAACAGAUUUUAAAAAUCCGAUCGCCCAUGAAAUGUGCUUCCCACCCCUGUCGGGUUUGUAGGUUUGUAGCCAUUUAGGAGCCCCAGCGCAGCCUCCCGGCCCAGUGACCUGCUUCUAUACUGAAGGAAAUGUGGAGGUCUUAAGAGUUAAUGGCGCUAAAUGUGUUGGUUUUCCUGCUUUUUCCCCGGAGUAGGUAAUGGGAGGGGGGAUGUCCCUCUCUCCCCCUCUUCCCUCCCCUCUCUUUCCAUUUCUCUCUCUCCGAUCCCGGGAUCUAAGUCGUCCUCAGAGCACUCCAGCAAACUCCUUCCUUUCCCAACCUUGAGUUCCUUGUCCCCACCCCGCUGGAGUCCCUCCCUGGAGCCUCCUCUGCUUCUCUAGGCCCUGCCUAGGGUUCCACCACUUAGGUCAAGCCAGAGGCCUCACUGCCUGGCCCUGGCUCCCACUCCGAUGCUCACUUGCUGGGCUCACAAACUGCUCUCCCAUGCCCACCCAAGUAGCACCAAGCUGUGUUGACUUAGGGGGCCAAGGAGCAGCCCACCGAGUCCCCUCAGUAGGAGCGGCCUGCAGUCACAGCUGCAAAAGAGGGUAGACGGUCAUAUCCUAAUGACACCAGGGAGAUCAGUGGGCUUGGAGGGGCCCAUGGACAGGCCGGAGAAAGAAAAUGCUCUUUGGGAGAAAGGGAGGCAUCUCCUGGACCAG
Molecule: messenger RNA, 2479 nt
Organism: Saimiri boliviensis boliviensis (Bolivian squirrel monkey)
Lineage: Eukaryota; Metazoa; Chordata; Mammalia; Primates; Cebidae
Source: RefSeq, a predicted model, not a curated record